This is a messenger RNA of Penicillium taxi, 927 nucleotides long. RefSeq names its product serine/threonine-protein kinase Sgk2. NCBI's taxonomy places the organism in Eukaryota, Fungi, Ascomycota, Eurotiomycetes, Eurotiales, Aspergillaceae. The transcript has 2 exons. Gene Ontology annotation, molecular function: ATP binding; protein kinase activity. Bases 1 to 927 code for a protein of 308 amino acids. Gene Ontology annotation, biological process: protein phosphorylation. The record is from RefSeq and is a predicted model, not a curated record.
AUGACAGUUUGCGAUUCUGACGGAUGUCCCUUGCUAAUUGUCGCGAUCAUCAACAAAGCUGACCUAAUACUGGACCUAUUGUUGGAGACCAGUACAGUCAAUAUCGAUACGCAGGAUGCAACCAGAAGAACAGCUCUCAUCACGGCCGCUAUAGACUGGGGUGAGGCUGUACCGAAAUUACUAGCCAAAUGCGACCGAUCGAAACCGAACCUAUACGUGCAGAACCGAGAAGAUCCUUACGAAAACCGAGUAUUAUCCUGUCUCAUCAUUUUCCCGGCCGGUCGAGUUGUCAGUGAUUUUGGGUCCGUUCGAGAGCUGCUUGAGGCGUUUCAUGAUGCGAUCAGAGCACAUCUGUCUCUCUUUGUAAAGGGGUCGAUAUUGCACCGGGAUAUAUCAUCCAACAACAUCAUUAUUACGGACCCGAGCAAGUCAGGUGGCUUUCAAGGGAUUCUUAUAGAUCUUGAUUUAGCAAAGGAACGAGACAGCGGACCAAGCGGGGCGCUGCACCAGACAGGAACGAUGCAAUUUAUGGCGAUUGAGGUGCUCCGCGGGACAGAACAUACGUAUUGUCACGAUCUCGAGUCAUUUUUCUACGUAAUGCUCUGGAUGUGUGCGCGCUGCGCUUGGAAGAGCUUCUGCGGAUCUGACGAAACAGAGCCUAUCGAUAGUAUUCUGUGUAAGUGGGAAAUUGGAAGCUUCAAGGACAUUGCAAAUGCAAAGGAAGGACAUAUGACUGUGAAUGUUCUCAAGCGUAUCAUGAGCGAAUUCCCGAAAGCUUUAGAAAUGGUGAAACCACUUUGUCUUAGUAUUAGGCCAGUACUUUUCGGAGAUACUGCAGAACUGAUUACCGGAACACCUUCAGGUGAGCCUGAUCGGCUUUACAGUGCUAUUAUCGACGCCUGCAGCGAGGCUAUUGAGCAUUUAUAG